Molecule: messenger RNA, 1602 nt
Organism: Sesamum indicum (sesame)
Lineage: Eukaryota; Viridiplantae; Streptophyta; Magnoliopsida; Lamiales; Pedaliaceae
Product: transcription factor UNE12
Biological process (GO): regulation of transcription by RNA polymerase II
Cellular component (GO): nucleus
Molecular function (GO): protein dimerization activity; RNA polymerase II cis-regulatory region sequence-specific DNA binding; DNA-binding transcription factor activity, RNA polymerase II-specific
Source: RefSeq, a predicted model, not a curated record
CUCUCUCUCUCUGUUUCUUGGCUUUCUCUCUCGGCUCCUUCCUCUUGUCCAAAGUUCAGAGCAAACCGCUACUUGUAAUCUUCACAUAUUUUUUUCCCAUAAUUCUUUGAGUUUAAUGCGAUUGUGGAUAUACAGUUCAGAAUCAAUCAACGAUCCCCAGUUCCGGAAUCACUCCAUGGCGAACAAUCCAGGUGAAACACCCUCCGACGACUUCCUCGAGCAAAUUUUAGGAUUUCCCAGCUACGCUGCGGGAGCCGAAGCUAAUUUGGUGGGAAACGAAGUUCCUUCGGCUGCGAUGAUGCUGCAGCUCGGCUCGGGUGACGGGUCGGGUCACCUUGGUGGAGUUGGACUCGGUGUUGGCAUUGGCGGUGCUUACGGAGUUGGAAGUGGAGGUGGUGGGUUUCCGCUGGCGUUGAGCUUAGAGCAAGGGAAGGGAGGGUUUAACGACGCCUCGGGGAGUGGGAAGAGGUUCCACCGUGAUGACGUUGUUGAUUCCCGCGCUUCUUCUAUCAAAAUGGGUUUUCAUGGACAACCAAUGGCAAAUACAGUCCCAGCAGUGCCCCAUCCACCUGCAGUUCGCCCAAGGGUACGGGCUAGACGAGGCCAAGCAACAGAUCCACACAGCAUAGCUGAGAGGUUGCGCCGAGAAAGAAUAGCUGAAAGAAUAAGAGCAUUGCAAGAGUUAGUUCCCAGCGUUAACAAGACAGAUAGAGCAGCUAUGCUCGAUGAAAUCGUGGAUUAUGUGAAGUUCUUGAGACUUCAAGUCAAGGUGUUGAGCAUGAGUAGAUUGGGCGGAGCUGGUGCGGUGGCACCUCUUGUGACAGAUAUUCCGAUAUCAUCAAUAGAGGAAGAAGGCAGUGAUAGUGGAAGAGCUCAGCCAGCCUGGGAGAAGUGGUCAAAUGAUGGUACAGAGCGACAGGUCGCUAAGCUUAUGGAAGAAAACGUUGGGGCUGCAAUGCAGUUUCUCCAAUCCAAGGCACUCUGCAUUAUGCCAAUCUCCCUCGCCUCAGCCAUCUACCACACACAACCUCCAGAAACCACCACCACCGUGAAACCGGAGUCAGACCCUCCACCAUAAUCCUCUCUGGAAUCAUGGGUUCGCCAGUUCCGUACCAAUCCAAACUUCCUAAUCUCACACUCCCAUUAGUUGAAAUCUUAGUCGGAUACCACGAUCCCACCUUUUUCUUGCCUUUUCUGCCAACUUAAUCAAAAGGGGGUUGAUAUUUCAUUUAAAAAAAAACAAAGAAACGUACGCUUCAUGUCCCUGCAAGAUUCAAAUGGCAGAAGAGAAAUGUGAAACCCUAUUUGAUAUGCUGUGCUUUUAUCUAUCAAUGGUGGGACAUAUAUAGACUGGUGGUGAGUGAUGAAAGCACUUUGUUAGUGGGGUUGGUAGUGGAACUUGGGGGCCCUUCAAAGGGAUGAAUGCGUACAUAUUGUAAUUGUAGUGUUAUUUUCAGCGCAAGUGGAAAUGGGUAGUUAGAUUAGAUAAUAGUUACUUUUGUCUUUAAAGUAGAAUUUGGAGUCCAAUAGAAAUCAAUUGUACCAUUGGCUUUAGUGCCUUGUUUCUAAAAGCAAUCUGACUUCUUUCUUUCCGGUCUCUUC